Neocloeon triangulifer is the source of this 3653-nucleotide messenger RNA. RefSeq lists its product as uncharacterized. Bases 126 to 1955 code for a protein of 609 amino acids. The record is from RefSeq and is a predicted model, not a curated record. Lineage: Eukaryota; Metazoa; Arthropoda; Insecta; Ephemeroptera; Baetidae. The transcript is spliced from 10 exons.
UUAAGUUUCAGGUGAUGGACCCAAAAAACAUUCGCGCUCCUUAUGCGCAUUCUGCCCAAGACGGAUGAGCAGCUUAGUUGCUUUAAUAUAGCCUGAUCUGCGCUGCACCAAGUAAACUGAACAAGAUGCCUGUGGUGCCUGCGCCGCUUUUGUUGUUGGUGCUAUCGUCGUCGAGCGUUUAUGAUCAUUUCCCGACCGCUCCUUGCUUCUUGACCGCUGUGCAGCUCCACCAGGUGCAGGUGCCUCUGCUUGCACUGUUCCCUGGCGCCGAGAGUGUUGAGAUUGAAUUUCGUCCGCACGCAGGAGAACAGGCGCACCGCGAGAUUUGUAGCGAACAGACAGUUUCUGUGGCUGAAGAAGCUUUAAUCAAAGUAGUUGUAGAAAAAGCUAAAGAAAAUAUGGUCAAAUAUGAUGAACAAAAAAUUAAAGUGUCGACAUCUCCCCCUUUCAACGAGCUUGAGCUUGACGGCGAUCAGCAACGAUUUCCACCUUCAACACCACACACUUCCAAUGAGGAAGAACUGGAAGAAUCAGCCGCGAACGAAAUCGAAGAGUUGAUCGCAAAGAAAGACGUUGAAGGCGCUGCGAGAAUUUUUCUCUCUGCCCCCAGAUCAGAGCUGUUUGUCACCAAUCUUUUUGCGGAUCUUUUUGAUGAGCAGUGGAAAACCUUCCAGGUGGGUCGCGUGUAUGACCUGGCGGCGUCGGUGCGGUCGGUGGCCGCCUUUGAGAUCCUGCGGCGCCAUCAGGAGACUCGAGGCCUGUUCGAACAGCAACCGUUGUUGGUGGCGCUUUUUGCGUCGCGACUACUUGAGUGGACUCGCGGCGCCGACUUCACGCUGGCGCCGCCGGAAGAUCAGAGUCAAGCCUACCUGUUGGCACGCGACGCCAACGCAGCAAGGCGCCGCGUUGUCAGCGCCGCGGUGCAAGAGGUGGUCGAGUCGGAGGCGCCGUCGGGCGGCGCCCUCUCGCUGCUCCAACUGAUCGCGGCGCCGCCGGCGUCAAACGAUACACAAACGGCGCCGCAGCUGCUCAAGGAGGCGGUAGAUGUGGCCGCGCCGUUUUUACGCAAUGAGAAAAUCGGCGUGGCCAAAUUUGCCGAAAUGUUCGCCAGGAGAGAGGACACCAUUUGCUUGGUCCUUGAGCAGAUCAAGCGGGCCAUCGACCCCGAACCCAAGUACUGCCAGACCUUGCAACUUUACAUGGCCACAAUACUGCGAUUGCCUAGUGUGCGUGAAGCGUCAACAGAAUCUUUUUAUGAGCUGAACUGCGCCCCUCUAAUGGGAAACGUGAGCGCGGCGUAUGUGAGCGUCCGAGACGCACCGGACACGGAUCUGCAGCAACACGCAGCCUGCCUGCUUCAAGGAUUCAAAGAAAGCAUGCAAUUCUACUUAAGGUACAAGGCGCCGACGGUGCCAACCCUGAAGUACCCUGAGCUGCAAUACGCGUUGCAGCAGAACGACCUGCGUUUGGAGGUGCGUCGAAUGUACGAAGCGGGCGGCGUCACAGAGUGCGAUCUUUUCGGCGCCUACCUCUCCGUCCUGGACAGCGUGGGCCUGGCAAACUCGGCGGCGGCCCUGGUGACCGCGGCCCAGGCCCAUCGGCGCAGCGAGUGCGCACGUGUCGUGGCCGCGGCGCCGCUGUGGACGCGGCGCCUGCUGGACGCGUCUCAACCGUGCGACGUUGAAAACGCAAAGACCGGACAAAGACUGGACGACGUCGCCUUAUGGAACGUGACCUUUGAUGAACUGGGAAGACCCUUCCUGUCCAGGGGCCCUGAAAAGACCGAGCAGCUCUUCAUUGAGGCCGUGCCGCAGAGAGACAAACUGCACAGGAUCUUCUCUUUGGGUGACGGGGAUAGAGGGGGCUUUCUAGGUGCAACUUGCAACGAUUGCCCUGUAGAACAAAGGGCAGAACUCUACAAUUGGAAAAUAGAGUGCGUUUUUGAUGCUGCAUAAAAUAAUAUAGAAUGUAAACAAUCGCGAAAAAUCGUUUUAUGAUGAAAAAAUAUAAUUAAUGAAAUAAAAAAAUUAUUGUAAUUAUUAACUAUAUUUUGUAUAUUUUAGAUAUUUUUUUCAAGAAACCUUACAAAAAUAUUUUUAUUUAAAAUUAUGAUUGAACUGGAAAUUUAUUUAUAAAUUUAACAAAUUUGUUGAGAAGUUUUGAAGUUUCCUUAAAAAAUAAGUAGAAAAACCAGAACUCCUAAAAUUUAUAUUACUGCCCCAAUAUGGUAAAGCUGAGACAAUCGAGAAACAAAACAAAACAAAACCUCUCUUUCUUUGUGCAACAUGCCAUUGACAAAAAGGGGUCGAUUUUUUCAUAACAAUAUUCGUCUUAAUUGAUAUCGCUCUGAAUUAGAUUUUUUUCCCACCUCAGCCUAGUGAAAUUUGGCCGCGAGCAUAGCUGCUGCGUGUGGACAAAUUCUCGCGAUGAUUUCUAUUGUGUUUCGAGGGGCGUCACAUAAUAAUUUUGCAAUAAAAGUAUGUUGCAAACAUAUUGAUGCUAAUGAUCCCAAAGAUGUCAUUUUUUAAUAGUGCAUCAGGUGACGCAACAAAACAAAAAAAUGAACGCUCGCAGCAGGAGACGUUCUGUCAUUUCAAAUGUCAAGAGUACAUACAUAAUUUAUCAUCUUUUUGAGGUAAAUAAUGGCUUUGACACAAACGGUACUGCUUACGAAAACAAAAAAGCGUCAAAUUUUCAAAUAGGUGCUAAACGGCGUGUGCUCAUUUAUCAAUAUAUGUAUUUAUGCAAAUCAUUAAACACCUUUUCUCAAAAAUCUUAAGCCUAAAUUUUAAUAUAAAAUUGGGCUUUAAACAGAUAAUUAAAAAAGAUAUUGACAUAAUAAUUGAAAACUGCGUUAUGAAAAUAAAAUAGAUCACAAAUUUAUCUAAUUAAUACGUGUUGAUUACGCUGAAUUGAAAGCUAAAGAUAGAAACACGUUGAUUCCAAAUUACUUCUAGGUAACCAUGACCCAAUAGAUCCCUAUCACGUCGCUCCUCCCUGCGAUGCAACUUUGGACCAUACACGAUUCUCGCGAAACAUAAUGAAAUAGAUACAUGGAGAUAUGGAUGGUCCUCAAGGACAACAGUGAAAGGUCUAUAUGUAAAAACGGACCAUUUCGGCGCACGCGGUUCCAGUUAGGUCCGCAGCACCGCGACGAUUGGACAUCAAACAUGUUUUUCGCCACGAAAUUUGUGAUAUUCUUUUUGUCGUUGGCAAUUUCCUACGUCGCCCCGACCAACUUCAAGGAAUGCCGCAGUUUUUGGAAUAACAAAGUGGGCAUUCCGCCUCUAAACAUCACUCUGCACGGCUGCGACAAGUACCCUUGCAGUUUCGCCAGAGGUUCAAAUAUUUCUGGAGGAAUGGACUUCAUGUACAACAAGGAGCUGAGUAGGUUAACUCCUGAUGUGACUGUUUACUGGCUUGGCCUCCCCAUCGGUUGGCCCAUCCACCAAGACGACGGCUGCCAGAGCCUCAGCAUGAAUAGCUGCCCAAUCAAACCCAACACAAGGGCGCGCUACGAAUACUCACUUUAUCUCGACCGAUGGGUUCCCUUGGUCAGUCCAUACGUUUGGUUCAAAUUUAGGGACGCGAAAGGAGACAUCGCAAUUUGCUGCGAGGUGCCCAUCAAAGUUGUUGACAAUGAAAUUGAAGAG